GGGAGACUGACCCCAUCAGAACACAAGCUGUGAGAGAGAGAGAGAGAGAAUUCACACAGUGGUUGUGAAGUGUAAAGUAUAUACACAAAAAUCAACCCACCACGAAACCCCUUCCCUUUCGCUUUCUCUCUCUAAAACUGAUCAAAAACCCCAUUCCCACUCUCUCUCUCUCUCCUGCACUUUCUUUAUACAUACAUACAUAAUCAUCCGUACAUACAUAUACAAACACACACACACACAUAUAUAUUUGUUUAUAAUUAUAUACAUAUAUACAUAUAGUGUGUAAAUUGUGUAUAGGUAAGUAAUAGGCGUGGUUGUUUUAGGAGGGAGGAGGAAAAUGGAGAGGCAUAGUGGGACCCAGGCAAUGGAGGGAGCAGGCGGCGUGGUUUCGGCGGCGGAGACGGGGCUCGAAGAGCCUCUGUGGCAGUUGUCGCUCAGUGGUGGUGGGCCCGAAUCCUACCCCGAGCGCCCUAACGACGCCGAUUGUAUCUAUUACUUGCGGACUGGCUUGUGCGGCUAUGGCGCUCGCUGUCGGUUCAACCAUCCCCGUGACCGUAGCUUGGCUGUGCGAGCUAUGAGGGCUAGUGGAGGGGAGUAUCCAGAGAGAGUGGGUCAGCCGCUUUGUCAGUACUAUAUGAAGACGGGAAUGUGUAAAUUUGGUGCUUCUUGCAAGUAUCACCACCCAAGGCAGGGAGGUGGAUCAACCCUAGUGAUGAUGAAUAUAUAUGGAUACCCAUUGCGACCGGGUGAAAAGGAAUGUUCAUACUAUAUGAAAACAGGGCAGUGCAAAUUUGGGGUCACCUGUAAAUUUCAUCAUCCGCAGCCCGCUGGUGCAGAAAUGCCAGCACCAACUGCUGCGCCUGGACCGUUGCCAACAGCAGCAGCUGUUGCCGCACCGUCCAUUUAUCCAGCAGUGCAGUCUCCCUCUGCUCAAUCAUCUCAACAAUUUGGAGUAAUGGCUGGCAACUGGUCAAUUGCAAGGCCUGCACUGCUUCAUGGCUCGUAUAUGCCCGGAGCUUAUAGCCCUAUGUUGUUUCCCCCAGGGGUAGUUCCAGUUCCAGGGGGUUGGACUCCUUAUCCGGCACCUGUUAGUCCAGCAGCUUCCCCCAGUACUCAGUCUGCUGCUGGAGCUGGACAAUUUUAUGGCCUAACACCAUUAUCUCCUUCAGCGCCUCCCUAUUCAGGAGUUUAUAUGUAUGCCGGUUCUGCCACUGGUCCUUCACGGAUCAGUCAGAGAGAACAUGCAUUUCCUGAAAGACCUGGUGAACCAGAAUGCCAAUAUUACAUGAAGACCGGGGAUUGUAAGUAUGGAUCUUCAUGUAGAUAUCAUCAUCCGCCAGAAUGGAGUGCAUCAAAAGCAAAUUUUGUCCUAAGCCCCAUUGGUCUUCCUCUACGUCCGGAUGCACCGGUUUGCUUACACUAUUCACAAAAUGGGGUAUGCAAAUUUGGACCUACUUGCAAAUUUGACCAUCCUAUGGGAACACUGAGUUAUAGUCCAUCUGCAUCUUCACUUGCCGAUAUGCCUGUUGCUCCCUUCCCUGUUGGAUCUUCUAUGGGCACCUUGGCUCCAUCAUCCUCAUCUUCAGACUUAAGGCCCAAUCUUACCACUGGAUCCAACCAGGAAGCCUUCUCUACCCAGAUAUCGUCCAUGAACACUUCUAGUGGUGCAGUUGGUUCAAUAUUUUCAGUGACCGGUCCCGCUCCCCAUCCCGGUCUUCAGCAGUCUGGACAGAGUUAUUCUGCGAGUGGGAGCAGUAGUAUGGGUCAUGGAGGUGAGGUUCACACAUCAAGCUAAAAGAUUGAGUGAUCACAUUUUUUUCAUUGCUCAAUGAUAAUUAUGCAGAAUUAUUUUUGGUGGUAGUCCAGUCAUAGGAAGCUCUUCUUGUCUUGAUCAUCACAAUUUUCACUCCACCCCGACCUAGGAGUCUAGCACACUAUACCUCUGUUCAUCAGUUCUCAUAAAAUCAUUAUAUCGCAAUCAAACCCCAUUGUCAAUAAGUGAACUCCAUUCAUCAAAGACCCCAAAAAAACCUUCAAUAACCCAAAAAGACGCCCCACUUUCGAUUUAGUAGUCUGUAUUUGUGCCCAAUUUUGGAGCUUCCUUGUGUUUAUUUAUGUUGUAGUCAUUUAAAUUAGGGACCAAAAAGAUUCCUCCUACUCCGUUGUUCUCCCUUUUACAUUCAUUCACCUCCCUCAGGAAUUGGGACCUGACUAAUUAGGAGUGAAUUUCAAAGUCUCCUUUUUGUCUGGAGCUCUUCUAGCGGGAAAAAAAAACAGAUGAUUCCGAGAACAACAAGCAAGGCAAGUGUCUGUUUAUGCUGAAUUUUAUGUGAUAAGAUCAAUACUUGUCAUGUUGAUAUAUGAAUUACUCAGGACCUGGUAAAUUACCAUCAUAUACACAUUUCAUACCGUAACUUUUUAAGAAAUGCCUUUUUUAUUUUUAUCCAUUUA
Messenger RNA from Ipomoea triloba (trilobed morning glory), 2451 nucleotides. RefSeq names its product zinc finger CCCH domain-containing protein 32-like. Bases 338 to 1795 code for a protein of 485 amino acids. The record is from RefSeq and is a predicted model, not a curated record. Gene Ontology annotation, molecular function: mRNA binding; metal ion binding. Lineage: Eukaryota; Viridiplantae; Streptophyta; Magnoliopsida; Solanales; Convolvulaceae. The transcript has 7 exons.